AUGGGCAAACCAAAUUCAACUCCAGCUAAGACUCAGAAAUCAAUAUCGAGUUUCUUUACUCCGAAAUCUAGUCAAAAACCUCAGGAUUCAAGCUCGCCACCUGCUACUAAAGCCCCAGGAAAUGUGUAUGACGCUGAUAGCAACGAGAGAACCGAUGAAGCAGCCAAAGCCACCGGAAACCGUUUAAAGAGAGUUCUAGAAGAAGACGAAACUGGUGGAAAUACUAGAGCAAAGGAAAGACCAUCCAAACGAGCAAAAAGUGUUGAAGUUGAGGAGGGAGAUGCCGAAAGUUGUGCUCUGCCAGCCGCCGAUUCUCGAAAGACAUCCUCUAGCUUAACACGAGGCAAGUCAAAGCCAUCACUGCGAACCAAUAAAUACAUGUUCUCAGGGUCAAGUCAAGGAGCUACAGAACCUUCAAUCGAGGAGGAACCUGAAGACGAAUUAGAGAAAGCGCGGAAAGUCGAGUUGCACAAGAAGUUUGUCAAGAAAUUGGGACAUCCAGAUAGUCUCAGACGCAUUAUACAUGAAGAUGAUACAGCUUUAGAAGUGGGAGACGAAGAAGGGGAAGAUGAAGAGGAAGCGUCUGCGCCUGUGAAAACCAAGAAGAAGGGUGCAAAGACGGGUAAAUUGACACCCAUGGAGUUACAAGUUAUCGACAUUAAGCGCAAACAUAUGGAUACGCUGUUGAUUGUGGAAGUUGGCUACAAAUUUAAGUUCUUCGGCGAAGAUGCAAGAACAGCAGCAAAAGUGCUCAGUAUUGUGUGCAUACCGGGCAAAUUCCGAUUUGAUGAACAUCCUUCGGAAUCGCAUCUUAACUACUUUGCAUCUGCAAGCAUUCCAGUUCAUCGACUCCCGGUUCACGCAAAGAGGCUCGUCGCUGCUGGUCACAAAAUUGGUAUUGUUCGACAAACGGAGACAGCUGCAUUGAAGAAGGCUGGGGAUAAUCGGAAUGCUCCUUUCGUCAGGAAGCUCACGAAUGUUUACACUAAAGGCACAUACAUUGAUGAUAUUGAUGGAUUAGACUCGACUGAUGCACCGUCUGGUGGUGCUACCGCAACAGGUUACCUUCUCUGCAUAACGGAGACGAAAGCUAAAGGUUGGGGAACAGACGAAAAGGUCGAAGUUGGUGUAUUGGCUGUUCAACCUGCCACUGGAGAUGUCAUAUAUGAUAACUUUGAGGAUGGUUUCAUGCGGGGCGAAAUUGAGACACGAUUAUUACAUAUCGCCCCUUGCGAAUUGCUCAUAGUUGGGGAACUUACAAAGGCUACCGACAAGCUUGUACAACAUCUUUCAGGUAGCAGUACCAAUGUCUUUGGUGAUAGAAUAAGAGUUGAGCGUGUUGGAAAGUCAAAAACUAUGGCUGCCGAAUCUUAUUCUCAUGUGGCCCAGUUUUAUGCGGACAAAUUGAAAGCCCAUCAGAGCAGCAACAAUGCUCGAGAGCAGGAGCUUUUAGAGAAAGUUUUGAAACUUACUGAGCCGGUUACAAUUUGUCUAUCUGCUAUGAUUACUCACAUGACCGAAUACGGAUUGGAACAUGUGUUUGAUCUCACAAAGUACUUUCAAUCAUUCAGUGCUCGAUCUCAUAUGUUAUUAAAUGGAAACACCCUCACAAGUCUCGAGAUUUAUACCAACCAAACAGACUAUACUGAGAAAGGAAGUCUUUUUUGGACUCUGGAUAAAACUCAAACAAAAUUUGGUCAAAGACUACUUCGAAAAUGGGUUGGUCGACCUCUUCUUGAUAAGCAGCGCUUGGAAGAGAGAGUCGCUGCAGUGGAAGAACUGAAAGAUAACGCAAAUACCCCAAAAGUAGACAAAAUAAAUGCCACCCUUCGGGAAGUUAGAUCGGAUUUAGAGCGGAGUUUACUUCGCAUAUACUAUGGCAAAUGUACACGACCGGAGCUCCUCACAGUUCUGCAGACAAUGCAAAGAAUUGCUAAUGAGUUUGCACAUGUCAAAACACCCUCGGAUGCAGGCUUCGACUCGAGCAUCCUCAAUGAAGCGGUUGCAUCUCUUCCCGCGAUUGGCGAAAUAGUAAUAUCCUUCCUCGACAGGAUCAACGCCCAAGCCGCCCGAAAUGAUGACAAAUAUGCAUUCUUUUUAGAGCAUUAUGAAACUGAAGCAAUUGGUGAUCAUAAAUGCGGCAUCGGAGCCGUCGAACAAGAUCUUGAGGCGCACCGCAUGGUUGCUGCUACCAAACUAUCCAAGAAGACACCUGUCAUAUAUGUCACCAUCGCUGGUAUCGAAUACCUCAUCGAAGUCCCCAAUACCGAUCUCAAAAAUGUUCCCGCUUCCUGGGCCAAGAUCUCAGGCACAAAAAAGAUGUCUCGCUUUCACACCCCUGAGGUCAUCAAAUUCCUUCGUGAACGUGAUCAACACAAAGAAUAUCUCUCCUCCGCUUGUGACGCCGCAUUUUCCACUUUCCUCACCGAAAUCUCCACCCACUACGCCCUAAUCCGCGAUACCAUCUCUCACCUCGCAACCCUCGACUGUCUUCUAUCCCUGGCAAGCGUGGCUUCCCUCCCAGGAUACUGCAAACCUACCUUUACAUCCUCGACCGAAAUCUCCGUCAUCGGCGGCCGCCACCCCAUGGUCGAACAACUCCUCCCCUCAACCUACAUCCCCAACGACACAUCUCUCUCCACCUCUCCCAAUCAUACACGCGCCCUUUUAUUAACCGGCCCUAACAUGGGUGGGAAAUCUUCUUACGUGCGUCAAGUAGCACUAAUAUCUAUCCUCGCGCAAAUCGGCUCUUACGUACCUGCUGAAUCCGCCAGACUGGGUCUUCUAGAUGGUGUCUACACACGAAUGGGAGCUUAUGACUCAUUAUUCACUGCACAAUCUACAUUUAUGGUUGAGCUUUCUGAAACAGCAUCGAUAUUGAAAUCGGCAGGUCCUAGAUCUCUCGUUAUCUUAGAUGAAUUGGGACGAGGAACUAGUACACAUGAUGGAGUCGCAAUCGCAGAAGCAGUUUUAGAUUGGGUUGUUAGGGAGACUAACUGUUUGUGCUUAUUUAUUACGCAUUAUCAGACUUUAGCAAGUGUUGCAAGAGGAUUUGAAAAGGGAAAAGACCUGAGGAAUGUGCAUAUGAAAUUCACCGCUGAGAGAAAUGGAAGGCGAGUUUCUAAUGCUGAUGCUGAUGCCGAUAAGGAUAACGAUGAUGUUGACGAGGAGAUUACGUUUUUAUACGAGGUCGGUGAAGGGGUUGCACAUAGAUCCUAUGGCUUGAAUGUGGCUCGGUUAGCGCGUGUCCCGAAAUCUGUACUUGACACUGCCGCAUCUAAAUCACGAGAGCUGGAGGCACAAGUAAAACAGAAAAAAUUAUUGGGACUGUCUAAUAUGAUUUCGGAAGUACUAGAGAAUGGUACUGAUCAGCUAGAUCAGCUUAUAAUCGGUAUGGAGCAGUUGUAA
This is a messenger RNA of Botrytis fragariae, 3408 nucleotides long. RefSeq names its product putative dna mismatch repair protein msh3 protein. Gene Ontology annotation, cellular component: nucleus. Gene Ontology annotation, biological process: mitotic recombination; mismatch repair. Gene Ontology annotation, molecular function: mismatched DNA binding; ATP-dependent DNA damage sensor activity; ATP binding. Bases 1 to 3408 code for a protein of 1135 amino acids. Lineage: Eukaryota; Fungi; Ascomycota; Leotiomycetes; Helotiales; Sclerotiniaceae. The record is from RefSeq and is a predicted model, not a curated record. The transcript is spliced from 2 exons.